CUUCAAUAGUAAUAAAAAUACUGACAACCUAUCAGUGAGUUGAAAUUCAGUUUCCUAAUAGUCGACUUCGGCAUUGACCUCUCCUGCUCCCAUUUGAGAAGGACCGAACAUGAAUACCUCAAGUGGAGUGACAGGUGGCAACUAUUACGUGGUGAGUGGCCACAAACCCACAGCAGUCAGUCACUGUAUCACGGGUAACUUCACAGCCCCAAAUGACAUCAACCUCAUCGUGGCCAAGUUCUCACACCUCGAGGUCUAUUACGUCCAGCCGGAAGGACUCAAACUUUCCAGGGAUGUUCCGAUCUAUGGACGCUUAACUUGUCUGGAAGCAUUCCGACCAAUGGGAAGUGACAAGGACUAUUUGUUUAUGCUGACCAAAAAAUUCGACGCGGCAAUUUUGGAGUUCCAGCCUGGAAAGGAGGGGUCGAAUAACGAGUUUGAAGUCGUUACUCGGUGCCAUGGCAACAUGAAAGAAAGAGUAGGUCGCUUGUCGGAGUCGGGAAUGAAAGCGACUAUUGAUUCCAAAUGCAGAUGCAUUGCGCUUAGCAUAUACGACGCAAACAUCAAGAUUAUCCCAUUGACCCCUGACCUGACAGAGAUGACUGCGUUCACAGUUAGGUGUGAGGAGACUAACAUAGUAGACAUGACAUUUCUGCAAGGGUGUGAGACUACCCCCACUCUCUGUCUCAUCUACCAGACCCAGGGAGGCAGACACGCCAAGACAUACGAGAUCAAUGUCGCCAGCAAAGACCUCUGCAAAGGACCAUGGAAGCAGGACAACAUCGAGAUAGAAUCAUACAUGGUGGUGCCAGUGUCGGCACCUCUGUUUGGAGUACUGAUUAUAGCAGCCCAGUCUAUCACCUACCACCAGGGAGAACACUAUGCGCCCAUUGCCCCUCCUGCGAUCAGGGACGCCUCCAUCACUGUCUGUGCAUCAAUAGACUACAACAGAUUUCUUCUGGGCGACUUGAGUGGCAGACUGUUCCUGCUCCAGCUGCACGAUGCAGACCCGGCCGCAGAUAACCCAAAAGUGCGCAACCUGGACAUCGCCCUGCUGGGCCACGUGACCAUCCCAGAGUGCAUCACGUACUUGGACAACUCGUACGUUUUUGUGGGCAGCAGAGUUGGGGACAGUCAGGUGGUGAAGCUGAACGAGUGUCUGGUGCAGGAGAGUGACCAGGAGAGUAACCUCUCAAUCGUGGAGACCAUCACCAAUCUGGGUCCCAUCGUGGACUUGACAGUAGUGAGAAAUGAGAACCAGGGACCGGAUGAAAUUGUCACUUGCUCCGGAUACGACUCAGAGGGGACCUUGCGAAUCAUCAGAAAUGGAAUCGGAAUCCAAGAAAUGGCAUCCAUAGAUCUCUUUGGAAUCAAGGGUGUUUGGACGCUCAAGCUAGACUCCAACCCUCCAAAUAGUUUCCACAACGUUCUCGUACUAUCCUUUGUCGGCCAAACGCGAAUGCUCCGUCUCUCAGGGGAAGACGUGGAGGAGUUUGAUAUAGCGGGUUUCAGUUGUGACUCGCAGACGCUUUUCGCUGGUAAUGUGAGUUGUGAACAGAUUGUGCAAGUGACGUCACAUUUUGUUCGUCUGGUGGAUGAUACAAGUGGUCAGGUGAUAACAGAGUGGAAACCACCUGUUUCUAAUACUAUCAGUAAAGUGGCGUGUAAUUCAUCCCAGCUAAUAGUGGCAACUGGACGAAAAGUGUACUACUUGGUAAUCAGAGAAAGACUCAUCUUCCAAGUGGGACGGGAGUUCGAAAUGCCCUACGAAGUGGCCUGCCUGGACAUCACUCCUCUGACCGACUCUAAAUUUAGCGACAUAGUUGCAGUGGGAUUAUGGACAGAUAUAACAGCUCGAUUGUUUUUGCUACCCGGUGACAAUCAAAGUGAAUUUGUGGAAAUUGAGUCGUGCACACAGAAACUAGGCGGGGAGAUUAUUCCGAGGUCGUGUAUGAUGUGUAAGUUGGACGACGUGCCAUAUUUGCUGUAUGCACUGGGCGAUGGAUCUCUGGUUUAUUUCAAGUUCGACUAUCUGAACAGGGUGCUGAGUGAACGUCGAAAAAUCAAUCUCGGAACCCAGCCGACAACUCUGUCGGCUUUCGAGACGAAUGGGGGCUCAACCAAGAACAUCUUCGCAUGCAGUGAUAGACCCACUGUGAUCUAUUCAGUGAGCAAGAAACUCCUCUUCUCAAAUGUCAACUUGAGAGAUGUAACACACAUGUGCUCCAUCAACGCAGAAGCGUACCAGAACUGUCUGGUGCUGUGCAAUGAGUCGACUCUGACCAUUGGGGCCAUGGACCAGAUCCAGAAGCUACACAUCCGCACAAUUCAUCUCUACGAGACGCCUCAUGCAAUGGCAUUUCAGAAGGAGACUCAGACUUAUGGACUACUCACUAAAAGACACGAUAAAAGGAAGUCACUGUUAUCAUUAAUGUCGGAGGACAACCCUAAUGCAGCCAGUUUAGCCGCGCUGUCGCACAGUGGUUACUCAGAAGACAGACAGGCUAGCGAGUUCCAGUUCCCACAGCAAGUGGACUCGGCCGAAGCAGGCGGCACUGCAAUGGACGAUAGUUUCGAUCGCAGUUUUGGAAAUCUCCAAGAUUCGUUCCGGAUGGAUACGACUAACGCCUCAUUAAACACGACGACUAACCGAAGUUUUUCGGGCUCAGUUAACAGCGCAUCACCUGGAAAUGAGAACGAAAGCAACGAUGGCGCCGAUAUCUCGUCUGUAGUCAUUUUGGAUCAGCACACCUGUGAGCCGCUGCAUGCGUUUAGACUCAAUCCAAACGAAAUGGCCUGCUCUAUAAUCUCUGCAAACCUGGAAGAAGACUCGGCCUUUUAUGUUGUUGGUACGACAUACGUGUUGUCUCAUCAGGCAGAACCAGACAAAGGCAGACUGUUGGUGUUCGAAUGGAAGGAGAGCAAGCUGAACCUCAUCGCUGAAAAAGAAAUAAAAGGGUGUCCAUACAGUAUCCAGUUAUUUAACGGGAAGAUCCUGUGUGCUGUGAACCACAUGGUUGAACUUUACGAGUGGGCCACAGACAAGGAACUACGACUGGACUGCUGUCACUAUGGCAACAUAAUCGCUCUCUUCCUCAAAACCAAAGGAGAUUUCGUUGUUGUUGGAGAUAUCAUGAAGUCAGUGUCUCUUCUGCUAUACAAACCGCAGGAAUCCAGUUUCGAAGAGAUCGCCAAGGACUACACGCCUCUGUGGACAACGGCUUGUGAAAUCCUUGACGAUGAUACAUUUUUAGUCGGAGAAAACAACUUUAACAUUUACACUGUCACCAAAGACUCUGCGGCUACGACUGACGAAGAGAGAAGAAAACUGACGAUCACAGGAAGAUUUCAUAUUAAUGAUUUCAUAAACGUGUUUCGACAUGGCUCGCUGGUUAUGAAUAAUCCAAAUGAGUCAGUUAUAAAUUACCAGCCCUCUAUUCUGUUCGGAACUGUGAGUGGGGCUAUUGGCUUAAUUGUUCAACUGCCUCCUAAGCUGUUUUUAUUUUUGGCUGAAUUGCAGGAGAAAAUUGUAGCUACGAUUAACAGUGUCGGCAAAAUCAGCCAUUCCACGUGGCGCGAUUUUUCGCAUGAGUUUGGAAGUGAGCCAGCGCAAAGCUUCAUUGACGGAGACAUUAUCGAAAUAUUCCUGGACAUGACAGUGGCCGACAGAGAACGGGUCCUCAAGGGACUCCAGUUCAAUUCCAGUUUCCUCACCCAGAGACAGGAUCUGAACGUCGACAGCACCGGAGAUGAUUUAAUGAAUGAUUCAGGUCUUAUUGCAACUGAGGCUCCCUCGAAGGCAGCUCUGAAUUCAACCGGGCCCAAAGUGUGCGUAGAUGAAGUGGUGAAGUUGAUUGAAGAUCUAGCUCGAUUGCAUUGAUUGCAAUCGCCAUUCUUACUUUUGUUAAAUCCUUGUUCAGAAUCCUUGUUUCAAGUUUGUGUCAGGAGAAUGAUAAGAUGUGCUAAUGUUAUCUCAAUAAAACUAGCUGUAUUUGAGUUUUAAUUUUUUUAUGUUUCAAUUAGA
Molecule: messenger RNA, 4024 nt
Organism: Symsagittifera roscoffensis
Lineage: Eukaryota; Metazoa; Xenacoelomorpha; Acoela; Convolutidae
Product: DNA damage-binding protein 1-like
Exons: 15
Coding region: 110-3880 (1256 amino acids)
Biological process (GO): proteasome-mediated ubiquitin-dependent protein catabolic process; DNA repair
Cellular component (GO): nucleus; site of double-strand break
Molecular function (GO): nucleic acid binding; protein binding
Source: RefSeq, a predicted model, not a curated record